CGCGUCACUGCCCAGCGGCAUUGUGGGCGGAGUUAGCCAAGUUUCACCCUGUACUCACUUCACGGAGGAUAGAUAUGUGUCCAUCCGGGCAGUUUGACCCUUUGUGAGGGUUAAAGUACUUCGUUUUUAAAUAUUUUCACGGUGUUUUGUAGCUCCUCGGUCUGGUGUUGAAAAUGAUGCGCUUCAUGCUGCUCUUCAGUCGCCAGGGGAAGCUGCGUCUGCAGAAGUGGUUCACGUCAAUGUCGGAACGUGAGAAGAAGAAGAUCAUCAGGGACAUGACCACCAUGGUGCUGGCACGGCAACCCCGCUCCUGCAACUUCAUGCAGUGGAAAGACCUAAAGAUUGUUUAUAAGCGGUAUGCAAGCCUGUAUUUCUGUUUGGGAGUAGAGAGCCAGGAAAAUGAGCUGCUAGCCCUGGAGAUCAUUCAUCGCUACGUGGAGCUGCUAGACAAAUACUUUGGCAAUGUGUGUGAGCUGGACAUUAUCUUUAACUUUGAGAAGGCCUAUUUUAUCCUGGAUGAGUUUCUAAUGGGAGGCGAGAUCCAGGAAACCUCUAAACAGAUUGUGAAUCGCUCCAUUGAAGCCUCAGACAUGUUACAGGAGGAUGACAUCAGUGAGUGGUAUGAGGUGGAGCUGUUUGGAUGACCUUGAAUAUGGACAGAAA
This is a messenger RNA of Maylandia zebra (zebra mbuna), 663 nucleotides long. Lineage: Eukaryota; Metazoa; Chordata; Actinopteri; Cichliformes; Cichlidae. The record is from RefSeq and is a predicted model, not a curated record.